This is a messenger RNA of Salvelinus sp. IW2-2015, 1398 nucleotides long. The record is from RefSeq and is a predicted model, not a curated record. NCBI's taxonomy places the organism in Eukaryota, Metazoa, Chordata, Actinopteri, Salmoniformes, Salmonidae.
AUGUCAGCUGGGAAUCACAGCUUUGUGACAGAGUUUGUCAUCGUUGGGUUCCCUGGGCUUCAGCCAGAGUUCUACGGUCUUGCCUCAACUGUAUUAUUCUUGGUGUAUUUUUGCACUACAGUAGGAAAUGUGGUUAUUCUUGUAUUGUUCGCAACAGACCGGGAUCUCCACAAACCCAUGUAUUUUGUUAUUUUACAUCUGGUUGUUUCUGAUAUUCUCUUUAGCACCACCACAUUACCAAAGAUUAUUGCCAGGUAUUGGUUUCAAGCAGGAGCCAUUUCAUUCACAGGUUGUUUUGUCCAGAUGUACUUAGUGCACUAUUUGGGAACUGUAAAUUCAUACAUUCUAUUUAUAAUGGCUUUAGACCGAUAUGUUUCAAUCUGUUUCCCGCUCAGAUAUCCAAUGAUUAUCAAAAACUCCACUAUUCAUAUUCUCAGUACUACUGCUUGGAUUGUUGCGAAAGCCKGCCCAUUGAUGAUGGUAAUUAGGGCCUAUCCUCUUCCUUACUGUGACUCAAACAAAAUCAUGCAGUGCUACUGUGAUCAUAUCGCUAUAACAACGCUUGCAUGCACUGAUAGGGCCCCUUAUAGUUUUCCUGCUUUURUYKUWGCMAUGSUGGYAUUACUGGGACCUCUUGCUUUUAUUAUAUUCUCAUAUUGCUCUAUUAUUGUGGCAGUUGUUCAGAUUGCGAGCACACAAGGCCGCCUCAAAACCCUUUCUACCUGCAGUGGUCAGCUGAUCAUCAUUGCACUGUAUUAUCUCCCCAGGUGUUUUAUUUAUCUGUCCAGUAAUAUCGGCAUUAGAUUCAGCACUGAUUUACGUAUUGUUAUUAUCAUGUUGUAUAGCCUGCUCCCUCCUAUGAUCAAUCUACUGAUAUACUGUUUUAAGACAAAAGAUAUAAAACAGAGCUUGAUGAAAAGAUUCAAGAGAUCAACUGAUCCCCAGAAGGAGAGGGUCUCUGCUAUUCAAGCUCUCGAUGGACGCACCAUCGGCUCUGGCCAGGUGGAAUAUCACACCCAGCCCAUUCUAAUACAGGUUGGGGUGAACCACUCAGAGACUCUUAGUUUUCUUUUGGUCACUGCUCCCGAGAACAACCGUGCAGGAGGCAUCUCGAGUCCUGAGACGCCUCCUGCAGAGCCAACUAUAUGUCAAGAAGUGUACCACGUAUCCCAAGGUCGUUUUCACACUAGCCUAUCGCCCGUGAUCCAGAAUCAGAAAUCAGACGCCCUGUCCCGCCAACACGAUGUCUAUAACGAGGAGAGGGACUCUGAUCUCAUCAUCCUCAGCUCCCGCAUUGUGGCCCCUGUGAUAUGGAGAAUUGAGACCACGGUCCGACAAGCCCAGACCCGAGAACCUGACCCCAGCGGGAGACCCACUGAUAUACUUUACGUUCUGUGA